Protopolystoma xenopodis is the source of this 570-nucleotide messenger RNA. Lineage: Eukaryota; Metazoa; Platyhelminthes; Monogenea; Polystomatidea; Polystomatidae. The record is from the annotation of a GenBank genome assembly.
AUGGCAGAAAAGUGUUUUCCUCCUUCAGUAACUACUUUGCCAGUUAUUGACCUACCUCAUCUUCCAAGAGCUCCGCAGAUCAAUAUGGCAAUCACUCUCAACAACUUAGUUCUCACAGAGCAUGAAAACAAAGAAAUGCCAUCCUCUACUAUAUCAAAUGUAGUAUCUCAAUAUUCAGAUUCAAGUGAUCGAUUUGUAUUUGACUUCUAUCGCAGUCAAAGCUACGUUGAUCGGGUUCUCCUUAGCCAGGAUCGAGAUCGAAAUAGGCCAAGACCGAAUAAACUCGGUUCUAAUCCAAGGCUGACGAACUCCCAGGAAGAAAGUGAGGAUAUUGAAUAUGACGAUGAGCUUUUCCGCAGUACUGGCUAUGUAAUUAGCCGACCAAACUGUGGUAUUAUUGAAGAGGCUGCGUCAAGUGAUUGCGACUCAGAUAACUACAAUAACGAAAAUGGCGAAGACUCGGACUCAAACGACGAAUUUAAUUGGCGAAAUGACUAUCCAGAAGAGGAUUUAUCGGAUUCAGAUAGAUCUACUAAUAGUGAUAGUGACAGUAGUGAGGGCUACCAAAGG